UCGCGGGCAGUAUAUAGGUUUGUGGGUGGAGUUUGUGAGGCAGUUGCCAGUGUAAGCUAGAGUGUUUAGGGCCAAGAUGUCGUCGCUGGAGGAGUUAUUGGAAGCGGUCCGGGCUGCGGUUCAGAUGCAUGGAGCUGAGCGCUUGCAGCAGACCAUCCAGGCUGCUUUGAUCCCCCCUUCUACGGCGGCCUUGCCGGCGCGUCCGCACAGGUCCAGGAGGUCGGUUCCCCCAGAGCGCCUGAGUCCGGAGCCUACGCCUCGGGUACGUCGUCACCUUAGAAGCCCCCCUAUGGCCCCUCCGAUGCAGUCUGCGGUGCCGGUGCCCGGUCUGGCGCCCAGACGCAGCGGGAGGAGUGUGUCGGCGCGAAGCAGGUCAGCGGCUGAGGGGCGGGAUGCUUCCGGCCCUGUCUCCCAUGCGGCGAGAGGAAGGGAGCGCGGACAGGCGGGUGUCUCCUCACAGGUGCGGCGUGGUGAGGAGCGAUCCCUGGCGGCCUUACCGUCUGAGAGGAGGAGCAGCACGGUCGGGCGGUCCGGCAGCCUGGGCCUUUCGUCGGUCGGGGAGGAGAGGUCUUCUGCGCCGCGGCCGGCGGCUUCCGGUCAGCGGCAUUCAAGCACUGGGAUAAGGGAGCAGGGAGGAACUGAUAGGAGCGUGUGUGCGUCGCGCCCCCUGGCGUUGGGGCGGCGACAUUGCGCAUUGCAGGGACUGUGGCUGUGGAUCCGUCUCCUGGCAUCUUGUCGCUUGAUGCAGCUCACGGCCCUCCGGCUGUGGGGCCCGAAAUGGUGAUGGGUGGCAGAGGAGACAAUAUGCGGCCUGUUGAUGAGGCCUGUGCUGCAGUCAAUUUAGCGGAGGACGGUCAACUGCAGUUGCAGGGUGACGGAGGGAUGUCGCCAUUGAAAGAAGGAGAAGUCGGCCCAAGCGAAGAAUUGGCGGCAGGCGCUUUGGACUUUCCUCUGGAGGACGACGCCGUGCCGUGCGGGAUGGACGCACUACUGAGGACACCUGGGAGGAGUUCUGCGGCUGCCGGUGAAGCGAUCCGGGGACGGCCAGUGGGAUCGUUUCCGCAGUAUCGCGCCGGGUGCCGAGUUACAGGGGUUGCCUUGGCCCCAGUGGCUCUGGAGCGUGGCCUUGGGGUGUCGGCAGGCUUCAUUAGGCAGUCUCUUAGUAGAGGUACGUGGUCGGCUUAUUCAUCAGUGUGGGCGUUGUGGGAGGAGUUGAUCGAGCAGGUAGGUGGUAGUAGUUCAUUGGAGGAUUUUCGGACGUUAUUGGUUUUUUGGGUGGGUCAGUCUUAUGCUGCGGGUUUGUCAUUCUCGGUUGCAUCUAAGAGGGUGGCGGCUGUUGCCUUCUGGUUGCGCUUGCGGGGAAUGGCUGACGUGUCUAAAUGUUUUAUGGUGCGGCAAGCUUUAAAGGGUUACCGUCGUGGCGCGUUGCGGAAGGAUAGUCGUAGGCCGGUUUCGUUUGGUGUGUUCCAGAUGCUAUGGACGGUGGCUGAGUCCGUUUUUGUGUGUCGGCGUAUGAAGUGUGUUUGUUUAGGGCGGCUUUUGCGUUGGCCUUUUUCGGGGCUUUUCGUAUAUCGGAAUUGGUUGCAGCUAGUCGCAUGGGUGGUGGUGGUUUGUUGUGGGAGGAUGUUUGGAUUGUAGACGGUGCCUUGAGAUGUAUGCUCCGCAAGUCUAAGACUGAUCAGGACGGUAAGGGUGUGGUUUUCUGGCUUAGGCCGUUAUUGGGGUCAGUUUUUUGUCCCGUGCGUUGUGUGAAGGAGUUUUUGGAGCUGCGUCCUGGCGGUUCGGGUGCGUUGCUGGUUCAUAGGGAUGGUUCACGGUUGUCGCGUUUCCAAUUUGUGGCUGUCUUCAGAAAAUGUUUGUCUGCCGCGGGUCUUCCUGCUAAGGAUUUUGCGUCUCACUCAUUCAGGAUUGGUGCCGCGACUGAGGCUUCUAGGUGGGGCCUGGGGGAGGAGGUUAUAAAGCGUAUCGGGCGCUGGGAGUCCGAUUGUUUUCGGUCAUAUGUCAGGCCUCAUCUGUUAUAGUGUUGCAGGGGGGAGUUAGUCCGUGUCUGUUCUUUAUUGAUUUGGAGUUUGCAGUGCUAUUUUGACUCUGUUUGUUUUUUGCAGGUGCGGUGCCUUGCUUGGCAUGGAUUUUCGGGCAUUCGUAUGUCUACUGGGGGGCCUUGCGAGCUGAUGUGAGGCGGAACGGUCGUCAAUUGGGUUUUCCGAUGGAGGAUUUGCUGGUCAGGUGGAUUGGUUUGAGGGGGCUUCUCUGGGGGUGUGUUUUGCCCGAGAUCCAUACCAACGUACUGUUAGAUCGCCCGCCUGAUAUCUUGGUUCUUCAUGCAGGCGGUAAUGAUUUGGGGGUUCGGCGGUCCCGUGAUGUGAUACGGGAUAUUAAGUUGGACGUUUUGCGUUUGAUGUCGGAUUUUCCGGAUUUGCUGGUGGUGUGGUCAGAGGUGGUUGCGAGGAGCAGUUGGCGGUUUGCCAGGUUGGUGGAGCGGCUCAAUAAAGCGCGGGCCAAGUUGAACAAGGAGGUGGGUCGUUUUGUGCGCAGACAGGGUGGUAUAGUGGUUCGACAUCGGGAAUUGGAGGCUGCAUCGCCUCAAUUCCUGAGAUCCGAUGGUGUGCAUCUUAAUGAUGUGGGAAUUGAUAUGUGGGCGUUGGGUAUUCAGGAGGGUCUGGAAACAGCCCUGAGGGUGUGGCGGGACUGCCCACAGGUGAGUCACCGGUGGUCGUCUGGUGGCUGAUUGAUAUGGGAUCCUGGGGGAGCAAUACAAUGGUUUAAGAGAUGCAGGACAUGUUGGAGCCUGUAUCUCAUGUGGUUGGUGAUUGCCGAGGAUGGGGCUCCUGUUUGGGCUAAAAGGCCUACAGGAGGAGAUACAUGGAUACUUCAAGGAUUUGGUGCCCUUGGGUCGGUGAGUGCGGCCAAGGGUAACCUUGAAGUAUAAGGAGAGAUGUUUAAGGAAGAUACCGCUUGUUUGGGUUGCCCUCCAGGAUCCUUGUUACGGUACAGUGGCGCAUAAGGUUGAGGGAUGUGUUAAAAUGUUUGUUAGUAUUAUGGUUAUUAUUAUUAUUAUUAUUGUGUGUGUAUAAUAAAGUUGGCCGUAAUGGUCAUUUUACCAAAGCAAGAAGGUUUCUGUGUGGUUAUUGGAAGGGAUGGGGUUUGGUAAGGCUAGCCGGAGGAAAAUUCUUCCAUCCUAGUAAGUCAUAAUAGCAACGGAGCAAGGCGCAGACAUAGUGGAGUGCUUCUUGACUUGGGGGGAAGACCGCAGGCUAGGAAAGGGUUACUGGUAG
Messenger RNA from Bufo gargarizans (Asiatic toad), 3275 nucleotides. RefSeq lists its product as uncharacterized. The record is from RefSeq and is a predicted model, not a curated record. Bases 778 to 1638 code for a protein of 286 amino acids. The transcript is spliced from 2 exons. Lineage: Eukaryota; Metazoa; Chordata; Amphibia; Anura; Bufonidae.